Drosophila sechellia is the source of this 457-nucleotide messenger RNA. Its product is annotated as kunitz-type serine protease inhibitor bitisilin-1. The coding region runs from base 19 to 408 and encodes 129 amino acids. NCBI's taxonomy places the organism in Eukaryota, Metazoa, Arthropoda, Insecta, Diptera, Drosophilidae. Gene Ontology annotation, molecular function: serine-type endopeptidase inhibitor activity. The record is from RefSeq and is a predicted model, not a curated record. The transcript is spliced from 2 exons.
GAAUGUAAGUUUCAAGCCAUGCGGUUCAAUCUUACCUACUUCACCCUCCUUUGGGCAUUUUUCUGCACAACCGAAGUAUUUGGAAAGGUUAAACUGCUAGAGACCGAUAUACGACAUAUAACAAAGUUGGGAAACUACAAGGUACGCCAAGAAAGAUGCAUGUUCCUAACCCGCUAUGGACCCUGCAAAAAAAAAAUCGUAGUAUAUGGCUACAACAUUGUAACCAAUCGAUGCUCAGAAUUUCUCUAUAGUGGCUGCGGGGGGAAUCCCAAUCGUUUUACUACCGUUAGCCACUGCCGAAACACUUGCUAUGUGGUUCCAGUGAGGAAACCCGUCUCCGAACCGGACUAUUAUGCCGAUGACGAUGUCACAGAACCGAUGCCAGAGGAUGAGCCGUACGAUUACUAAUUUGUAAACCUGUGCAUGAGUUCAUAUAAAAAAAAUAUAAGCAUGUUGA